UGUACCGAACAAAAACAUUUAGUAGUCAUUUCUCUACGCCUCCCCCCCAGACUGUCAUUACCAGUCAUAUCUUUGUUUGUGGUUAUCACUUAUUAUCGACGUAGAUAUCAAAUGAAUAGAAUAACGAAUAAAUGCAUAAAAUAGCACCGCACCAGUAAAAAAUCCACCGGAUAUAUGGCAUUUACAGUUAUGUGACUUGUUGUAAUUAUCAGUUUGUUAUGUUUACGUUUUAGUUCAAAAUUAUUUAUUUGUAAAACUUCUAUUUUUUGAAAGUUGAAGGACUUUUGUUUUUGAAUCUAAUAUAAAAUAUGUCAAUAGUUUAAUAAUUACCUACCUCGUUCAUAGAAUGUUAUUGUUAUUAGUAAGUUUAUUUAUGUAAUAAUAAAUUGACUGAUCUAAUAUUUCACUUUGUAAUUUAAUUAGUCAGCAUUGAAAAUGAAUACAGUUAGUGACGCGACUUUAUGCAGUAAGAUUUUUACUAUAAAUUUGCUAACAAAAUUAUAAUUUUUAAAAUAUUUUAGGUUGAUCAUUAAUUAAUAGUUUAUGUCACACAUGCUCCUUGGCAUUUCAAACAAAAAAACAUCUGUUAGAAGAUAGCAGUUGAAUGGAUUACGAAUUCAAAAUUAAGACUGGUAAUGAAAGAGCUAAAGUGGAAGAGCUUUUUGACUAUGAAGGAUGUAAAGUUGGAAGAGGCACUUAUGGACAUGUUUAUAAAGCGAGAAGAAAAGAUGGGUUUGUAAUUGUUAUAUAUUUUAAAUAAACUGUAAUAGUUAAUAAUUAUUAAUAAUAUAAUUUCAUCAGAAUGAAUUAGGUUUUUUGUCUAAAAUAGACAGAUAUUCUCUAAGCCAUAUGAGUUUGUUUAAAUAAAAAACAGUUUCAUGUAUAUGUUGCUAUCAUCAGUGAGUGUUGUUUACUAUCAUGGUAACAACAGCGCUUACUGUCGGCAGCAAAUGCAGAUGCAUUUUUGAUUUUUUGAAAUUUGGAAUAGAGUCUAUUACCAUAAGCAUCUACUAAUAAAAAACUAUGGUAUGAACUAUUAUCUAAUCUAUAAUAAUUAGAGUUUAAAGUGGUUAAUUUUUUGGUAGGUAUUUUUAUAAGUUAUUGAAUACACUAUUUUCUAGGGAUAACAGUAAAGAUUUUGCAUUAAAGCAAAUUGAAGGCACUGGAUUGUCGAUGUCCGCAUGUCGUGAAAUUGCUGUAAGUAAUACAAAUUUCAUUAAUUAUUAAUUGGAACCGAAAUGAUUUAAUCAAAGAUAAAUUAAAUUUUAUAUUGUAGUUACUACGAGAGUUGAAGCAUCCAAAUGUGAUAAAUUUGAUUAGAGUAUUUUUAUCUCAUAAUGAUAGAAAAGUGUGGCUACUUUUUGAUUAUGCAGAGCAUGAUCUUUGGGUAAGAAAAAAAGUUGUGUUAAAAUAUGUUUUUAAUUAAUAUUUAAUAAUUAUGUUUAAAUAAAAUACUUAAUAAAUAGAUAAAUAUACAUAUAAGUUAUAUAUGUAUACAUUACUUAAUAAUUAAAGAUCUAUAUAAAAACUACUGUUAUGAUCAAAAAAUGUGUUAGAUAAUAACCCAACAUUAAACUUCUAUAUCUAGCUUAUUAAUAAAUUAUUUAUACAAUAUUAGGUAUUAAUAAACCAGUUAAAAAAAUAAUAAUAAUAAUAAUAAUAAAUUGUAUGUAUUUUGCAUACAUUUAUAUUUAUUGCAAACUUACAUUUUGUAACAUUGUAAUUUGUGGGAGACUUAUUUGCCUUUUUUGUUUUUAAAUGAAAUGCAAUACUAAUGUUCACAAUGGUUUGUUUUCUUUUGUGUAAUACAUUUGUAUAGCACAUUCGCUCAAAAAAAAAGUUUUUAUAUAAUUGUAUAAAUACUAAAGUCAGUUAUAAACUUUUUAAUUUGAUCUUAAAAAUUUCAAAUAUUUGAAAACAAGUAUAAACCCAAGUAGGGUAUUCAAUUUAAAUUUUGAAUUCUGCUUGAAUUGUACUACAUUGUUUUUUUGAAUUUGACAGUAACUACUGCAUUAAGUUAAACAUUUUAAUAUAUUAAAAUUUUACUGACUGAAUGGCAACAAUUACUCAUUGUUUUUAUAUUUAGUAGGUUUAUAAGUUAAGAUAAACCAAUAUUGAUUAUUGAAUACAUUUAAUUUGUUCAAAAUUAAACAAUUAGAUAUGUUUAUAAAUAAUUAUUUUCUGUUUUAGCAUAUAAUUAAGUUUCAUAGAGCAGCAAAAGCAAAUAAAAAACCUGUAAUGGUUCCCAAAGGAAUGGUUAAGUCAUUAUUGUUUCAAAUUCUUGAUGGAAUACACUAUUUACAUUCUAAUUGGGUCUUACAUAGAGAUUUGGUGAAUAUUUUAGCUGUUUUUUUAGAAUGUAUAAUAAUUGUUUACUUUUUUAUAUUUAGAAACCAGCCAAUAUAUUAGUAAUGGGCGAAGGUCCUGAAAGAGGACGUGUUAAAAUAGCUGAUAUGGGAUUUGCUCGACUUUUUAAUGCACCAUUAAAGCCGCUUGCUGAUCUUGACCCAGUCGUAGUCACUUUUUGGUAUCGUGCUCCUGAACUUUUAUUAGGGGCUAGACAUUACACCAAAGCUAUUGGUAAAGAAAGUUAAUAAUUAUUAUUCUAAUAACAAACAAUUUUUUUAUUUAAAAAUAUAAAAUGUAUAUUAUUAAUUUAAAAUAUGGGAAAAUUAAUAAAAAAUACUACCUCAUUUUUUUAGAAUUUAUUAUAGUUCUGCACAUUAAUUUUGAUUUGUGUGAAAAUCAAUUGUGUAGCUAUAGGUAUUGUUAUAGUUAAUAAUGAUCAUCUUAGUUUCAAUUUCAAUUUGAUAAUAUUAGGUUUCAGUCAGAUCUGGGAUGAAUAAUAUGACUUUCUCAUUAAACUGAGAGCAUUGCCCAGAGAAAGUUUAUUUGUGUUUAUAUUUUCUAAUACAAUAUUUUAAUUCCUAUCAUUUAAUUAUCCUUUUUUUGAAGUAAAUAUUUUACUAUUAAAUAUUAAUACAAAAUUAUUGUCACUAUUACAAACAUUAAUGUGACAUUAAAACUGUUUCAUAAUAAUCAUUCACAUACAUAUUUAAAUAUAUAAAUGUGAAAAUGAAAACUUUCGAGUCCUAUGUUCUCGGAAACUAUGAUUUUUUUUUAAAAUUGAAAGGCUUAUUGCGGUGAAGAUUUAUGGCGUUUGAUAGAUUCUCGAACUUUAUAAACAAAAGAGAAAUGUCUGUCUGUUUGUAUGUCCUUUAUAGACUCAAAAACUACUAGACAUAUUUUAACGACAUUUUUUGUAAAAUGUUAGCUAUUAAAAUUUCUAAACUUCAAUCCCUAAAGGAUAGCUGACAGAGAUUUUGGUAUUUUGUAGCAUAAUUAUUUUUGAUUGGGUUACCUUGGUAACAAAGUAAAUAUUAUUAUUUUUAUUGAUUAUGUGGAAUCUAUGAUAUAUACUGAAUAAAAAAUAAAUAAAACGGUUGCCAAUGAUAACCUUAUUUUUAAUCUUUCAAUCUUUUUUAACCUAAAGAACCAAGUUUUCCUUAUUAUCGAAUAUUAAUGAGAAUUUCAAAAAACCACUUCUCUAAAGUAUCACACAGAGAACAUUCCCUAGCUAGUAUAUAAUAUAUUCUUGUAAUCUUUAUUUUAAAUGUUUAGAUAUUUAUUUUAUUUUAACAUAUCUCAUUUGAGUACAUUUUAUUUAAUAAUAGUUAAAUCUUAGUUUGAAAGUAUGUACUUAUAUUUGUAUAUAAUAUAGUUUUAAAGGAAUUAUUAAAUUGUUUGAAUUUUUUGAUUCAAUUAUUUCUGUACCUAUGCAUAGUCACUAAUCGCAUGUAUUAAUUAUUUGUUUAAAUUUUUCGUACAGAAAUGUCAAUGUUUUAUAAUAGAUUUUGUAAAUAUUACUAAUUUUACUUACAUUAUUUUAUUAAAAGCUUGGCUUAUAGUAUUGUAUAUAUCUUUUCAAUAUUAAUUAAUAUAUUAUUUAUGAUUUUAUGUAUAUUACCUUUGCCUGAGAUUUAUUAUAUUUUAAUUUGGUUUAAUUACAAAUUGGUAUUACAUAGAAAUAUAUACUCUUCAGGAGGAACAGCGUAUUACUAAUUAUAAUUAUGUAAAAUAUUAUUUAGAUAUUUGGGCAAUUGGUUGUAUAUUUGCUGAAUUAUUAACAUCAGAACCUAUUUUUCAUUGUCGCCAAGAAGAUAUUAAAACUAGUAAUCCAUACCACCACGAUCAGUUAGAUAGGUAUGUAAAAAUUAAUUUAUAAUUUGUGCAUAUAACAAUUUAAAAAUGAUAGAAUUUUGUCUCAAAAUUUAUAUUAUUUAAUUUAGUUAAUGUGUUUGAUUAGUAUUAAUUAUUUCUGAUUUCAAUAAUUCAAAUAACUCAUCUAAUAGCUCAAUUAACCUAAUUAAUUUUUAAUGAUUUUUUGUAUUCAUUAUAUUAUUAGGCCUAAACAAUGAUAAUUUUCAAAUCAUUAUAGGUAAUAAUUGUAAAAGUAUAACCUCCAACUUAACAAUAAAUAUAAUGUAUAAUUUAUACAUGUUUACAUGUACAUAUAGAUUAAUAUAUUAUUUAAUUAUAUUACAGAAUUUUUAAUGUGAUGGGGUUUCCUCAAGAGAAAGAUUGGGAAGAUAUAAAAAAGAUGCCAGAACAUCAAACUUUAAUGAAAGAUUUUAAACGUUCUAAGUAUAUUGAAUUGUUAUAUUAAAGUUAAUAUUUAAUUGAGACCACAUCCAGGCUACUCAUUCAGAAUUAUUUAAAAAAAAUUAUACUUAUAUAUGCAUUGCAUAGAAGAAAAUUAUAGAUCCCUUACUUCCUAAAUAAUCCUUAAUAUGAAAUUGUCUUGAAUAAAAUAUUAAAUUAAUUGUUAUCUAACCAUAUUUUUUUAUUUUCAAACAUUUCAGUUAUUCAAAUUGUUCUUUGGUAAAAUAUAUGGACAGACAUAAAAUAAAACCAGACAGCAAAGCAUUCCAUUUGGUAUAAAAUAAAAGCUUUUCUACAAUUAUGAUUACAAAUAAUUAAACUGUUGACUGUUUUAGUUACAAAAAUUAUUAUUAAUGGAUCCAAACAAAAGGAUUACAUCGGAACAAGCCAAACAAGAUUCAUAUUUUCAAGAAGAUCCUACUCCCACCUCAGAGUAAUAUUUUUUAUAUAAUUACCAAUAUUAUGUUCUAAGUUUUCAAAUUUAUUUUCAAGUGUUUUUGCGGGGUGUCCAAUUCCCUAUCCUAAAAGAGAAUUUUUAACUGAUGAUGAUCAAGAUGACAAAGACAAACGUCAACAAGCCACAAAUGUAAGUUUUAUUUAUAUUUUAUUAUUUUUAGUACGCAAUAGUAACUUAGGUGUUUAUUUGGUUCUGUAAUAUUUCUAAGAGACAUUAUGUAUAUAAAAACAUUAUUUAAAUUUAUUUUAACUAUAUUGUAUUUUUUGUAUGUUCCAAAAAUAAUACAAUAUAUAUUAUUAAGAAAUUUAAAUAUUUAAAUUUAUCUUUAAAAUGCUAUAUCCAUAAAUAUUUACCAGUGGCGGCUCGUGAUUGUACGAUGUGGUAGUACGAUAAAAUUUAUUUUUUAGGGCAGUCACCCUACCUAUAGUAAAUAGAUACUAAAUAUGUGAUUUCAUGCAUCUACUAGUGGAAUAUAUGUGUAUAAUUAUGUAGAUACAUGUAUAUUGUAUACAUUAAAAUGUCCACUUCUAAGAAAAAUAUCAACUGAUUAGACAGAAUUUUAACGGAAACCAGAAAAUAUUAGUGAAAUACUGAUUUAUAAACAGGUUUACCAUUUUAAUCACUUUUCAUACACUGUGAACACAAUAAUUCAGGUCGCUGUCAAAAAUGUGUGACGAGAAUUAUAUAGCAUAUAAUCCCUUCAUCGCUGCCACGCUAGAUGUAGUAUACUAUACAUUCAUUGGAAAUGGGGGGGAGGUUUGUGCAUCACGAAAUAGAUUAUUAUUAUCAUGUUCAAAUUGCCGAAUUAAGAUGACAUUUUUCAAAUAUUAUCAUUUUUUAAUACAAUUUUGAAUUAUUUAACUUACUUUGAAAGAAAUAUAAACUAUAAUUAUUAUUAUUCACUAUAACAAGUAUAAAUGCAAAUUUCAUUUCACUUUAAAAUUUAUGUAAAAAUUGCAAUCACACCAUAGCACCUUAGCAUGAGUCGCCACUGAUAUUUACAGUUUAUAUAACAAUUUAUUUAUCACUAUAGACCGGAUUUAUAUUCUCUUAUAUUCCACAAAAUGAUGUUUAAAAACACCAUUUUGAAAUUACUUUUUAUUCAUCAUUUUUUUGGUGUUAGAAAAUUGUAUUUAUAAAUUAAAUCCAUUAGACAGGGGAACUAUUAAACCCUUCUAUUAUUUUUGCGUUUUCAUAUAUUUGAUAUUUAAUUUUUUUUCAAGGCUUUUUGACGUUUUUAAAUGCUCUUUUUUGUAGAUUUUAAGAACACAUAAUUUCCGGCCUCUAUUUAUCACUAAUCUGUCUUAAGAAAUUUGAUAAUCUGCUAAACUAGCUUUUACUAGUAUACUAUAUAGAAAAGUAAAUAUAUAUAUAUAUUUUUUUAUUUUGCUAUCAAUAAAUUAAGUACAUACAUUUGGUAAUAUAUUAACUAUGUAAAUAAUAGUUGAAUUAUUCAACUAUAAAAAAUAAAUUGAGAUACCUAGAAAAAAAAAAAACAUAAAAUAGUUUAAAUAUAAUUAAUAUAAAAGAAAUUAUUAUCAUUAUUAUUGGCCGCCCCAAAUAGUUGGGAAGGUAAAAGAAAAGAAGAUUAUAAUUAAAGUUAAUUAAAGAUUCCAGUUUCAAUAUAAAUAUUAUUAAUUAUGUUUUUUUUAUAAAUAAUUUUAUAUUAAAUUAACCGAGUGCCAAACUUAGUUAGUUAUAGAAUUGUAUUAUGUACCUUUGAUAGAUUGUUUUUGAUAUUACGGCAUUUAAAGUUCUGUUGAAUGGUCUUUGAGUUUUUAUUACCCACUUAACAAAAUAUUAUACUUGUUAUAUAAAAAAAAUAAAUAAAAAAGAAUGUAUGUUAAUAAUCAUAAUAAUAUGAAUUAUUAACAUAUUAUAAACUUAUAUACUCUGCAAAAAAUAUAUAUGACUUGAAUAUUAUUUUGUUAGAUAUUUGCAUAUGAUCGUGGACGUUACUUAAUCGAUAGUUCUAACACGCGCAUUUAUAAUAAGAACAAUAUUAUCACACCUAGAUUUGACAAUAAUGCCCAGGACCAUCGUAAUAGCUUAAUCAACAAUGCUUAUGUUAAUAGUUUGCACAAUUGGCAUGACUUAAAUCACACUACUCUAGAGGUAACAUAUAUUCAGAUUUUAGCUUUUAAUAAUGAUGGGUUUUGAAAAUGCUUCAUUUAAAUAGUAAUUUAGACAUUUAUUCAUCAUAAACAUAGUUUGAAUUCAAGCAAUAUAUUAUAAGCUUUCUAUUAUUAUUCUUUAAAACUCUUAAUGGAAUGAUUUCAUUUUAUAGAAAAAUAAUAAAUAUAGUUCAGAUUGUUUUUACAUUUUUAGAUAAAUUAACUAUUAUACUAGAUUUUGUUAUUGAGUUUUAUAAUAAAUUAUUGACACUCAAAUAAAUAAAUAUUAUUAGUUUUAAACUUUGCAUGUGUAAUACAAGGUGAUCAGUUUUGCAUGUUCUUGAAAAGUAUUUACUUUUUUCACAUUGUUCUUUUUAAGACCUAAUCUUACAAUAUGUGCCUUAAAUUUUUUUUUUUUUUUAAAUGCUGUGGGGCUUUAUUAUUUAAACGACCUGAUGGUCUUUAUAAAUAUGUUUAACAGGAUAUAUCUUACAUACUAGAUGAUAAUAUAUAUACAUUACACAUUGAUGAAGUCACACUUCCAAUGAAGUGGCUCCUGUACUUAAUUUAAACACUNCUCCUCUCGUGUUUACGAGCAAACUUUUGGAUUUCUUCUGCUAUUGUAGGCAGCAUCAUAUCGCGGUGAAUGGCAUCGUUUCUUUCAAACCGGUAGGCUGCAGUGAUAGUCCGAAGAGCAAUGUUUUGGCAACAUUGUAUUAUAUCAAUGUUAGACUUACUAGCACAACCCCACAGUUGAAUGCCAUAGGUCCAAAUUGGUUUUAUAAUAGCUACAUAUAAUAGACGUUUGUUUUCUAUAGUUAACUCAGAGUGGGGUCCAACUAACUAAUAGAGCUUUCUUUAAUCUGUAUUUUUUUCUGACGGACAUGAUGUUUCCAGUUUGAACGAGAGUCAAGAUGCAUUCCAAGAUAUUUUGCUGAAUCUUUUUGUGGGAUUAAAGUUUGAUUCAGUAAAAUUGGAAUGUUUUCAGUUUUACGUAACGUAUAUGUGCCCUAAAUGUGUUCGCUUAAAAAUUCUAAUUUGGUUUUUCAAUGACAACCUAUAGUAAAAAAUACAUAAUCUGAUUAAAAUUUAUUUUAAAUUCAUGUUGGUACUGAAAUAUUAAUUUUCACUAACCUUUCAUGAAACACACAACACUUAGGUUUGCAUUUUUGGAUAGACUUUUAGAUAGUUUCUUUCUUUUUCGAAGUUCUCAUAUACAUUUGUUAUCAAACUCAAUAAUAAGAAUUGAUAAUUAGUAUAAUUAGGUAUCAAUUAUUAAGAUAAUUUAUUGAUAUGAUUAAUGAUAAUAUCCAGAUGGUUCCACCAAAUUAAACAAUAAAAAAAAUACUUCCUUUAUGUUAGAGAACCGAUCAUUGUAAUUUAAUUCUUAAAAUGGUAAUACUUUAAAAAGGAAAAAAUAAUGCGAAAAUUUGAUCACCUUCUGUUUAAUUAUACUACAGUUAACACAUUUAUGAUCAACCAGGUGAUCAAUUUAAGUGGGUGCACUCAUUAUCUCAGAAAGAAGUAAAUUUUUUCAUAAUUUGUUUUCUGGCACACUUAUAAAACAAGCAGCUCUUCAAUUUUAUAUAAAUGUUAUUUUUUGUGACCCUUAUUUUUGGGGUUAAAACUACUACCUACUUUUGAUUUUCAAAUGGCAACCUAUAUUAAAAAUUCUAUAAAUAUAUGGAGUAUUAGAUAAAAUAAAUUUAAGUGUUGACAUUUUUAAUUUCCGUCAAUCCAUUGACGAGAUAUGAGAUAUUCCACUUUUAAGUGUAGGUUAGAGGAGAGUAGAAGAACAUCAUUUGUGUGGCGGCACAGCACGUGACAUUUUAAUAAUACACCGCUACUAGACACCGGCCAAAACUUAAAAGUGGAAUAUGUUGUUAAAAGACUGAAAUCAAAAUUUUCAGCAUCAAAAUUUAUUUUAACUAAGAUUCCAUCUAUUUAUGGAAUUUUUAAUACAGGUUGCCAUUUGAAAAUCAAAAGUAGGUUAAGUGGAUUUACCCCCAAAAAUAAGGAUGACAAAAUAUAGAAUAAUUAAAUAAUUUAUAUUAUAAUACGUUUUUUAUACAACCGGUUUCAAAUUAAAAAUUCAUCAUCAGGUAAAUCACUAAGUCAAAAAGUAAUUGUAAUAAAAUAAUUAUUUAUUUAUUUAUUUUUACUUAUAAAUUAUUUAUUCAUAUAUUUUUUUGCGAGCAAUAACCAUUUAAUAAUUUUGUUUUACUUAAUUAUUUUAUUAUUAAUAUAAAUUUGUAAAGCAGCUUGUUUUAUUCAAUGUUCUAGAAAACCAAUUCUGGAAAAAGUUAAUACUUUCCAUGAUAAUGAAUGUACCCACUUAAAUGGAUCACCUGGUACUAUUCUUUAAGAAUUAAUAUUUGUUAUAUUUUUGUACAAUUUAAAAAAGAAAUAUAUAUUAUUUCAACAAAUUUGAUAUGUUACCUAAAUACUUAUUUUUUUAUUAAUGAACUUUUAAUUCUAUAAAAUAUUUUCUUAAAAUUAUUUUUUAUUCGUAGAUACUUUUCUUUUUUAUACAGUCAAAAUUAAAUAAUUUAAAUAGUCGGUAAUUUCUUACAUUUGAUGUAAUAACAUUAAGAUCGUUCAAGGUCUAUUAAAACACUUUUACCUAUUCAUGUAUUUGAACAGUUUUAAUUAUUAUUUUUUUUUAAACCAAUUUUUAUCAUUAUAUCUGAAACUUUAUGAAUGAUACCUAUUAUAUACAUAAGUAAUGUCUAUUUAUAUUAUGUUUAUAUACAUCUGUUAAGCUUUUGUUUCAAUAGUUUAUUAUAAGUUUAACAAAUUUGUCUAACUACUAAAUCUUAAUUGGACAAAAUAUAAAUUAUUAAUCAUAUAAUAUAAAUAGACAUUACUUGUGUACAUAAUAGUAACAUUAAAAAAGUUUGAGAUAUAAUGAUGAAAAUUGGUGAAAAAAAAAAAGAUUAAAACAGUUCAAUUGCUGGGUAUUAGAAAUUAGUAAUUGUUGUGAAUAUUAGUAUAGAACUCAAACAUACAGACAUAAUUAAUGUUGUAUUACUUAUAUAAUUUUUUAAAACUUGUUUCAAUAAAAUAUCAACACACAAUUUUGAGUAUUUAAUUAUGUUUUAUCAAAUUAAGUAAAUAAAACUUUUAAACUCUAUUGACAUAUAUAUUAUAUAGACUUUUAUCAUAAUAUUAUGAAGUCCUGUGAAGUAUAAUUAAUAAAUAUAAAAAAAUAAAACAAAGAAGUUAAUAAUUUGUUUGUAAUCUAUAUUCAUAAAUAAAUAUGAUAUUUAAAAAUAAGUAUGUAUACUUAAAAGAAUAAUGUAGAACCAGAGUAUUGAGUUGUGUGUAUUGACCAGUUUCAAGUUUAAAAAUGCCUUUUUCUAUAUUAUUUAUUUAAAAUAUUUUGAUAAAUUUAACAUUUAUUAUUUUAUAGUACAGCUGAAUAUUCAUUAUUUUUAACUACACGGAUUGACAAAAAAAAUUUCUUAUAAAUGUUUCAAAUAUUUAAUAAAGUAUUAAUACAUUUUCAAAUAUAAUGAGCGUAUAAGAAAUAUCAAUUGUGUAAUAAAUUGUAAUAUUUUUUAAAUUAUUUAAGUUUCUGAGUUACUUAUCUACUUUACAAAAAAAAUGAUAUAUAUAUAUAUUUUUUUUUUUGUAUCGGUUAGGGUGCACAUUCUGAUCAGGCGGGUAGCCAUCAUAGCCAUCAACAACAACAUGCUGCAAAUCAAAAACGUAUGCGUAUGAAUGGACUUGGCCAACAUCCGAGUGUCAACCCUGGAACAGUCAUGCCGCCAACUGUUCAACAACAACAACAACAACAACAGCAGCAGCAGCAGCAGCAACAAGUUCAACAACAACAACAACAACAGCAGCAGCAGCAGCAACAACAACAGCAGCAGCAGCAACAACAAGUUCAACAACAACAGCAGCAGCAACAAGUACAGCAACAGCAAGUUCAACAACAACAGCAGCAGCAACAACCACAACAGCAACACCAACAAGACUUUCAUCAUGUACCACAACACCAGCAACAAAUGAUGUACUCACAAGGCAAUCCAAAUGGACCGGGUCCAAGUUAUUCUCAACGAUUUUAAUUUUAUUUUUCGUCUUGUUUGACUAGAAAAUUUACCCUCAUAUUUUAUAAACUUAUAAAAGAUAAGUUAAUUAUGAUAUGUUGAUACCUAUAUAUUUUACGACUGAAAAAUUUAUUUAAAAUACACAAAGUUCAAUUUUAGAUUAUUUUCUUAAUAUACCAACUGUAUAAUGUACAUCUCCAUAACCUUUUUUUACCUAAAAUGCA
This is a messenger RNA of Cinara cedri, 11512 nucleotides long. NCBI's taxonomy places the organism in Eukaryota, Metazoa, Arthropoda, Insecta, Hemiptera, Aphididae. The record is from the annotation of a GenBank genome assembly.